Artibeus jamaicensis (Jamaican fruit-eating bat) is the source of this 2687-nucleotide messenger RNA. RefSeq names its product antizyme inhibitor 2-like. Lineage: Eukaryota; Metazoa; Chordata; Mammalia; Chiroptera; Phyllostomidae. Gene Ontology annotation, molecular function: ornithine decarboxylase activity. The coding region runs from base 41 to 1318 and encodes 425 amino acids. Gene Ontology annotation, cellular component: cytoplasm. The record is from RefSeq and is a predicted model, not a curated record. The transcript has 9 exons.
GGUGCUGUGCCUGGCAGAGGGCUCUGGUGGAGAGUCAGAGAUGAGUGCCCUGCUCGUGGAUGAGAAGGAGAGCGCAGCGCCUGCUGGAAGCGCCUGGCCUGAAGAGAUCAUCCCCCUGGGGCCUGGGGAGUCCGCCAGGGAGGUGGUCUUGAAGAAGAUCCGGGCGCUCUCCAGUUCGGACCACAGAGAUCCGUUCAUGGUGGCCGACCUGGGUGUGCUGGCCAGCCGCCAUCGGGCCUUCUGCCAGGCCCUGCCGAGGGUCUCGCCCUUCUACGCCGUGAAGUGUAACAGCAGCCCCUGGGUGCUGCGUGUCCUGGCUGCUCUGGGCACCGGUUUCGACUGUGCCAGCCAGGUGGAGUUGGAGCAGGUUCUGAGCCUGGGCGUGGCCCCCUCACGCAUCAUCUACGCCAACCCCUACAAGUCCGUCUCCUGUCUCCAGUAUGCUGCCUGCCACGGGGUGCAGCUCCUGACCUUCGACAGUGAGGAGGAGCUGGCCAAGGUGGCCCAGCACCACCCUGGGGCCAGGCUGGUCCUUCGGCUCUGGACGGAGGACAAAACGAGCAUCUUCCCUCUGAGCGCCAAGUUUGGGGCCAGACUGGAAAUGUGUGAACGUUUGCUCAGGUUGGCCCGAGACCUGGGAUUGGCUGUGGUUGGAGCCAGCUUCCACGUGGGCUCGAACUGCUGGAAUGCCCACAUCUUCACACAGGCCAUCGCCGACUGCCGGCGCAUCUUUGAGAUGGGCCGCGAGGUCGGGCACGAAAUGAACCUCCUGGAUAUUGGAGGCGGGUUCCCGGGAGCGGAGGGCUCCCAGCCUAUGUUUGAGGAGAUAGUGACAGUGAUCCGCGCUGCCCUGGCCCGGGACUUCCCCGAGGGGACUGGCGUCGAAGUCAUCGCGGAGCCUGGCCGCUUCUACGCGGAGCCUGUCUGCACGGCUGCCGUCAACAUCAUCGCCAAGAAGGCUGUGCUGGAGGCCGGAGGCCACCGGAAACUGUUGUACUAUCUCAACGACGGCCACUAUGGCAUCUUCCGACUCUGCCUCAGGGAGCCUGUCCCCAGGACACCAAUAGUGGUGAAGGAGCUCAGCUCGAAUCCACCCCUCUUCCCCUGCAUCCUCUAUGGCCCCACGUGCGACGCCUUUGACAAGCUCUUCAAGCAGGAGGUGCAGCUGCCCGAGCUGGACGUGGGUGACUGGCUCAUCUUCCCCUUCAUGGGCGCCUACACUUGGGUCAUGAGCUCCACCUUCAAUGGCUUCCUGCCCGCCUCCAUCUGCUACGCCAUGGCACCCGAGUUCAGGAACCUGCUGGAGACAGCACCUUAAUGAAGCUGGGACGUGGUGGAACGGAUUGGCUCCAGAUGCUCCGGUGUGACCGUGUGGGAAAGCCUGGGGGUGGGGGGCUGGGAAGAGUAACAUGGGGAGCAAAGGUUUGGGUGCUUCUGAAAUGAUGAGACAACUUUUCAGAUUCAAAUGUUUUUUUCUCCCAAAGUUGGUCUGAAGCAUAGGGUAGCUCUUCAGGGCAGCCAUCCCCUCCCUUCCUCCCUGCUCCUACCCCCGGGCCCUGGGGUGGGGGAGAGCUGAGAAACCAGUCUCAUUAGGACACAUGCGCUGCGAAGACCAUAUCCCAGAGUGCCAAGCAACCUGCCUUGGCCAGUACCUUGAAUUUUUUUCAUCCUUCCUUUUAUCCAGUUAAUGACCCCUGUGUCAUUCCAGAAAGGUUUGUGUGAACUAGAGGUCCCCAUUCUGGUGGUAAGAACACUGCCUUUGGGGUCCGGCCUGGAGCAAAUCCAGGCUCCGCCACAAACGGACAGUGUGGCAAAAGCCUCAGUGUCUCCAUCAGUGGUGUGAGAAUGACCUUGGCAGAUUGUGGGGGGGAUUCGGUCAGAUCACAAAAAUGCUCAUGUCCAGAGCCCUGCCUGCCCCAGGCUGACCUGGUCCUGGGCCCCUCCUGCUUGGAGACCACCCCCUGACCCCACGGUCUGGGCAUCCUCUGGGAGCACACGUCACAUCUGGGCCACAAAGCCAAUGGGCCAGGCAUGCGGGUGUCUGAGCUGGCCUUGGCCUUAACAAACCCCCAGUGUGGGAGAUGGGAGGACAAGGAGCAGAAACACCCAACUCCCAAAUAAGUCAGAUGCUACUGUGUGUCCCCCAAGGACAUGAAAACUGCAGAAACAAUAUUUGGGAAAUUCUGAGCUGAAAUAAGAGGAUGUGUUUUACAGGCAAGGACACUGGCAGAGUGUAGGGACACAGCAGUACAACCAGUCACGUUUCUGUAGCGAGCAGAGGUGGAGUGGGCCUCAGAGGCCAAGGCCACUCACCUCCUGCAUCCCGAGUCCUUCUCAAGCUUCACCUGAUUUGACUUGUCCGAUUCUCCCCUUCUGUAAAUGGUCCCCGUCAUCCACCAGCCAGCUCCCCCAAUCUGAAUGCUGCCUCCACAACUCAGCCACGAUCGGAGAUGUUUUCCAGCAUCCUCAUGCCAAAGAGAUUUCUCUCCAUGGACACCCGAGAAGGGAUGGGCUGCAGAUGCCCCAUAAGGAAGCCAGAGGGCUCAGCCAGCCUUCUGACCCUGUGUUACUCGUUCCUUUGCUCCCGGAUGCAGAAACUUCGGGGUGGAAACAACAACCACUCUUGCCCCCUCGGAGGUCUCUGGAAGCACAAAUAUGAGUGGGCUUUAGGUAAACAUAAAGUUAUA